Cordyceps fumosorosea ARSEF 2679 is the source of this 4101-nucleotide messenger RNA. Its product is annotated as 5-oxoprolinase. Gene Ontology annotation, biological process: glutathione metabolic process. Lineage: Eukaryota; Fungi; Ascomycota; Sordariomycetes; Hypocreales; Cordycipitaceae. The record is from RefSeq and is a predicted model, not a curated record. Gene Ontology annotation, molecular function: 5-oxoprolinase (ATP-hydrolyzing) activity. The transcript has a single exon. Gene Ontology annotation, cellular component: cytosol. Bases 1 to 4101 code for a protein of 1366 amino acids.
AUGGCACAGGUCUCCAAGUCCCGGGGAAUCCGCAUCGCCAUCGACCGCGGCGGCACCUUUACCGACUGCGUCGGCGAGCACAAUGGCGAGGAAAUCAUUAUCAAGCUUCUUUCCGAGGACCCCGCAAACUACAAGGAUGCGCCUCUCGAAGGUAUCCGCCGCAUCAUGAGCCACUUCACCGGCCGUGAUAUUCCUCGUGGAGAGGCGCUAGAUACCUCCAAAAUCGAUUCCAUCCGCAUGGGCACAACCGUCGCUACCAAUGCCCUGCUUGAGCGCAAAGGCGAACGUAUUGCUCUCAUCGUGACAAAGGGCUUCAGGGACUGCCUCACAAUCGGUAACCAAUCGAGACCGAGAAUCUUUGACCUUGCAAUUAGGAAACCGGAUGUCUUGUACGAGCAGGUUGUCGAAGUUGAUGAGCGUGUCACACUGGAAGACUACGCCGAGGAUCCCGAGAGAACCAUCACCGAGGCCGACACGGUCGCAGGCACUGAGGCCGCUCAGACCAAGGAACUCGUUCGUGGCUUGUCGGGCGAGACAGUUCGCAUAAUGCGUCGGCCCAACCAUGAAGAGAUCAAGGCGCAACUGAACGAAAUUUACAACGGAGGCAUCCGAAGCAUCGCCGUCUGCCUUAUGCAUGGUUACACAUUCCCCGACCACGAGGCCGCCAUCGGCAAGCUUGCCAAGGAGGUUGGCUUCACUCACAUUUCUCUCAGCCACGAGCUGAUGCCCAUGAUAAAGCUCGUCCCCCGCGCGACAUCCGUCUGUGCUGAUGCCUACCUCACCCCCACCAUCAAGAAGUACAUUGACGGAUUCCAGUCCGGUUUUGCAGGCGGCCUGGGCACUCGCAGUGUCCAGGAGACGGAUGGACCAAGGGGCGCUCGAUGCGAGUUCAUGCAAAGUGACGGUGGCUUGGUAGAUGUUGAGAAGUUCACGGGUCUCAGGGCCAUCUUAUCUGGCCCUGCCGGAGGUGUGGUUGGCUACGCCAUCACCUCGUACGACGAAAAUACAAAGACGCCAGUCAUCGGCUUUGACAUGGGCGGUACAAGUACCGAUGUAUCACGCUACGGCGAGGGCAGAUACGAGCACGUCUUUGAGACAACGACUGCAGGUGUCACCAUUCAAUCACCUCAGCUGGAUAUAAACACCGUUGCGGCUGGUGGUGGCUCGCGCCUCUUCUUCCGGAACGGCCUCUUCGUUGUCGGGCCCGAAUCAGCUGGCGCCCACCCCGGACCGGCCUGUUAUCGCAAAAGUGGCCCUGCUACCGUGACAGAUGCCAACCUGUACCUAGGUCGCCUGCUUCCCGAGUUCUUCCCCAAGAUCUUUGGCAAGAACGAAGACGAGGGCUUGGAUGUCGAGGCCAGUCGCAAGGUUCUCCAAGAACUCGCUGAUCAAGUGAAUCGCGAAACGGGCAAGAACAUGACGGCUGACGAAGUUGCCUACGGAUUCCUAACAGUGGCUAACGAGGCCAUGACCCGUCCCAUCAGAUCCAUCACCGAGGCGAAGGGCCACGACUCUUCCAAGCACAGACUCGCCACAUUCGGUGGUGCUGGUGGUCAGCAUGCCGUUGCAAUUGCCGAGUCUCUCGGUAUCAGCCAAAUUCUGGUCCACAGAUAUUCCUCCGUUCUUUCGGCCUACGGAAUGGCCCUCGCGGACGUCGUUGACGAAAGACAGGAGCCAGAAUCGUCGGUCUGGGUCGACGGUGGCGAUGUCGUUGCGGACCUAAAGUCCAAGAUGGAAAAGCUCAAAGAAAAGUCUCGCGCUGCACUAAAGGAGCAGGGCUUUGAGGCGAGUGAGAUUGUUUUUGAGGAAUAUCUCAACAUGCGCUACCGCGGUACCGAAUCCGCUCUCAUGAUUGUGAAGCCUACUGAGGCAGAGGCCAAGGAAUUCUUUGACGGAAAGGACUGGCAGUUUGGCCAAGCCUUUGUCAAGCAACACCGCUACGAAUUCGGGUUCACUCUCGACGAGCGAGAUAUUAUCGUGGACGAUGUACGCGUUCGUGGAAUCGGCAGAAGUUUCCGCAACCACGAGAAGACUGUGGAUGAGCAGCUCAAGACCAUCAAACGCCAGGAUGCUACCGAGUCCAAACGCCACAGUACACAAAAGGUUUACUUUGAAGGGGGCCGCACCCAUACACCCAUAUACAAACUCGAGAAUCUGUCAGUUGGCGAUGUCGUCCCCGGCCCCGCCAUGCUUGCCGAUGGCACUCAGACCAUUGUCGUUACCCCCCGAGCCAAGGCCCUUAUUACUGAUACACAUGUCAUCCUCGACUUGCAGAAGGAAGUUUCAAAAGAUGAGGCCCACAGAUCAACAGAACGUGAAGUUGACCCCAUCAUGCUGAGUAUUUUUGGGCAUCGCUUCAUGGCUAUUGCUGAGCAGAUGGGGCGUGCUCUGCAAAAAACAAGCGUCAGCACCAAUGUCAAGGAGAGGCUAGACUUUUCUUGCGCCAUAUUUGACGCUGAUGGUGGCUUAGUAGCCAAUGCUCCCCAUCUGCCAGUUCAUCUCGGAUCCAUGUCGACGUGUGUUCGACGACAGGCGGAGAUUUGGAAGGGCAGGCUAGAGAAGGGCGACGUCAUUGCUUCCAACGACCCCUCCUACGGCGGCACGCACUUGCCUGACAUCACACUUAUUAUGCCCGCCUUUGACGAGAGCGGGACUCGUAUUCUCUUCUACGCUGCCUCGCGUGCACAUCACGCUGAUAUUGGCGGCAUCACCGCGGGCAGCAUGCCCCCCAACUCACGCGAACUUUUCCAAGAAGGCGCUGUCUUUAAGAGUGAAAAGAUUGUUAGCAAGGGUAAAUUUGAUGAGAAGCGUAUCACUGAGAUUCUAUACGAGGGUCCGGCGCAAUACCCUGGCUGCAGUGGUACUCGCUGUCUUGCUGACAAUAUUAGUGACAUGCGCGCUCAAGUCUCGGCAAACAAGAAGGGUAUCUCUCUGAUCGAGACCCUGAUUGAGGAGUAUGGCGAGGAUACCGUUCAGUUCUACAUGGUCAACAUUCAGAAGAAUGCUGAGACGUGCGUACGCAAUCUGCUCAAGGACGUCUACAAGCGAUUCGAAGGCCGCGAUCUCUCCGCUCUGGAUUUCAUGGAUGAUGGCUCCCCAAUCCAGCUCAAAGUCAAGAUUGAUCCCGAACAAGGCGAAGCGGAGUUUGACUUUACCGGCACUGGUCCUCAGGUUUACGGAAACGUCAACGCGCCCGAGGCUAUUACGUACAGCGCCAUCAUUUAUUGUUUGAGAUGCCUAGUGUCUCAAGAGAUCCCUCUAAACCAAGGAUGUCUGCGCCCUAUUAAUGUCAAGAUCCCGCCGAAGUCGUUACUCUCGCCCUCGCCUGGUGCUGCCGUCGUCGGCGGCAACGUGCUCACCAGUCAGCGAAUCACCGAUGUUGUCCUCAAGGCCUUUGAAGCCUGCGCGGCUUCGCAGGGCUGCUGUAACAACCUCACAUUCGGUUUUGGUGGCAACGUGACCGGACAGAGCGCCGUACGCGGUUUUGGCUACUACGAGACGAUUGCGGGUGGCAGCGGCGCUGGUCCUGACUGGGUCGGCACCAGCGGCGUGCACGUGCACAUGACCAACACGCGCAUCACCGACUCGGAGAUCUUCGAGCGCCGCUAUCCCGUGCUAUUACGUGAGUUCUCCAUUCGGAAGGGCUCUGGCGGCCGGGGCCAGCACCGGGGCGGCGACGGUGUGGUGCGCGACAUUGAGUUCCGGAUCCCGCUGCAGGUGUCCAUCCUCAGCGAGCGGCGCGUGUACCGACCGUAUGGUCUGCGAGGUGGCGAGGACGGCCAGUGCGGGCUGAACCUGUGGGUGCGCCGCGUGGAAAAGGCCGACUGGCAGCGGUCGAUGCAGUCGGUGCAGGGCGAGACGGCGGGCGAGCAGCAGGACAAGGAGGCGAGGGGCGUGGAGUACGAGGAGCGGUACAUUAACAUUGGCGCCAAGAACUCGGCGGCCAUGGCUGCGGGUGAUCGCAUCAUCGUCAACACGCCGGGUGGCGGUGGCUGGGGCGCGGCCGGCGAGGAGAGCGUCGCCAAGGAUCGGGCGGACCAUACUGAUGCGUGGAAGAAGGGGAGCGGUGCGGCGCGCGAUGACGCUGCGCUGCAGGCAUAA